AUGAAUGGUACCAUGAACCAGACAGAGGGACAGUACAGAGACGGCUAUGAGACAGCUUGGAAUGGCAGCAACACCUACAACAUCACACCUCGUAAUGUCACCACUGGCUUCCAGUCCCUCUUCUCCCCGGUUAUGGACAUGGCCAUCAGUGGCAUCACCAUCAUCAUCCUCUUCAUCACCAUGGUGUCCCUGGGCUGCACCAUGGAGAUCUCCAAGAUCAAGGCCCAUAUUCUGAAGCCCAAAGGUGUUGCCAUCGCAGUGGUGGCCCAGUUUGGUAUCAUGCCUCUCACUGCCUUCAGCCUGGCCAAAAUCUUCCAGCUGGGCCCCAUCGAGGCUGUGACCGUGCUGAUCUGUGGCUGCUGUCCGGGGGGAAACCUCUCCAACAUCUUCGCCCUGGCCCUGAAGGGUGACAUGAACCUCAGGUGGAACUCAUUGACAUUUUGAUCUGUCUGUUUAAAAAUUUUUUUAAAACAUUAUUAGGCUGCUAAGGUUUUCAGCAUAUUUAGGUCAGGACACAGAGUCCGUUAAAAUGUUGGACCAAAAAAGUAAUACAAUUGUUUCACAAUACAGAAAAAUCCAAAUGUUUUAAUAAUUUUGCACAUGGCAUGAAUGCUAAACUAAACAUAACAUGUUCUAUUGUUAAGAUUGGGCAAGGAUAUCACCGAAACUCAAUUACAAUUGAAAACUCAAUGGAAAUUAUAAAAGGUUUCAACCCCCCCCCUUCUCUUUAUAUCCUACAGCAUUGUAAUGACCACAUGUUCUACUGUUUUGGCCCUGGGUAUGAUGCCUCUGCUGCUCUUCCUAUAUUGCCACGGCUUCAAUAACUUGGAAAACGCUGUGCCUUACACUGGCAUCACCAUAGCUCUCAUCAUGACCCUAGCGCCCUGUGCCAUUGGCAUAGCCAUCAACCACCGGGUACCACAGUACUCUCAGAUCAUCAUCAAGGUGGGCUUGACUCCAGGUCCUGUAUUUUUGGCCAACAAAGUUACAUAUAUUAGGAUACAGUGGGGAAAUUUUUUAUUUAGUCAGCCACCAAUUCUGCAAGUUCUCCCACUUAAAAAGAUGAGAGAGGCCUGUAAUUUUCAUCAUAGGUACACGUCAACUAUGACAGACAAAUUGAGGAAAAAAAAUCCAGAAAAUCACAUUGUAGGAUUUUUUAUGAAUUUAUUUGCAAAUUAUGGUGGAAAAUAAGUAUUUGGUCAAUAACAAAAGUUUCUCAAUACUUUGUUAUAUACCCUUUGUUGGCAAUGAUACAGGUCAAACGUUUUCUGUAAGUCUUCACAAGGUUUUCACACACUGUUGCUGGUAUUUUGGCCCAUUCCUCCAUGCAGAUCUCCUCUAGAGCAGUGAUGUUUUGGGGCUGUCGCUGGGCAACACAGACUUUCAACUCCCUCCAAAUAUUUUCUAUGGGGUUGAGAUCUGGAGACUGGCUAGGCCACUCCAGGACCUUGAAAUGCUUCUUACGAAGCCACUCCUUCGUUGCCCGGGCGGUGUGUUUGGGAUCAUUGUCAUGCUGAAAGACCCAGCCACGUUUCAUCUUCAAUGCCCUUGCUGAUGGAAGGAGGUUUUCACUCAAAAUCUCACGAUACAUGGCCCCUUUCAUUCUUUCCUUUACACGGAUCAGUCGUCCUGGUCCCUUUGCAGAAAAACAGCCCCAAAGCAUGAUGUUUCCACCCCCAUGCUUCACAGUAGGUAUGGUGUUCUUUGGAUGCAACUCAGCAUUCUUUGUCCUCCAAACACGACGAGUUGAGUUUUUACCAAAAAGUUCUAUUUUGGUUUCAUCUGACCAUAUGACAUUCUCCAAAUCCUCUUCUGGAUCAUCCAAAUGCACUCUAGCAAACUUCAGACGGGCCUGGACAUGUACUGGCUUAAGCAGGGGGACACGUCUGGCACUGCAGGAUUUGAGUCCCUGGCGGCGUAGUGUGUUACUGAUGGUAGGCUUUGUUACUUUGGUCCCAGCUCUCUGCAGGUCAUUAACUAGGUCCCCCCGUGUGGUUCUGGAUUUUUUCUCACCGUUCUUGUGAUCAUUUUGACCCCACGGGGUGAGAUCUUGCGUGGAGCCCCAGAUCGAGGGAGAUUAUCAGUGGUCUUGUAUGUCUUCCAUUUCCUAAUAAUUGCUCCCACAGUUGAUUUCUUCAAACCAAGCUGCUUACCUAUUGCAGAUUCAGUCUUCCCAGCCUGGUGCAGGUCUACAAUUUUGUUUCUGGUGUCCUUUGACAGCUCUUUGGUCUUGGCCAUAGUGGAGUUUGGAGUGUGACUGUUUGAGGUUGUGGACAGGUGUCUUUUAUACUGAUAAGAAGUUCAAACAGGUGCCAUUAAUACAGGUAACGAGUGGAGGACAGAGGAGCCUCUUAAAGAAGAAGUUACAGGUCUGUGAGAGCCAGAAAUCCUGCUUGUUUGUAGGUGACCAAAUACUUAUUUUCCACCAUAAUUUGCAAAUAAAUUCAUUAAAAAUCCUACAAUGUGAUUUUCUGGAUUUAUUUUUCUCAAUUUGUCUGUCAUAGUUGACGUGUACCUAUGAUGAAAAUUACAGGCCUCUCUCAUCUUUUUAAGUGGGAGAACUUGCACAAUUGGUGGCUGACUAAAUACUUUUUUUCCCCACUGUAUAUCAAAUUGUGUUUCUAAUCAAUUUAUAUAGCAUGGUCUAAUUACUAAAGGACAUUAAUAAACAUCCUCUAAAAGCAUGUCUGAUUUGAUAGAGCUUUUACUCCACAGGUUGGUCUAAGCAUCUUACUGAUUGCCUCUGUGGCCAUUGGCGUCAUGUCAGGCAUCACUAUUGGGGGAACAGUGUGGGUGGUUCUCUCACCCCAACUCCUGGCUGCAGCUUCACUGAUGCCCCUGACAGGCUACCUGCUGGGAUACAUCAUGUCCACCAUCUUCAAAGUCAAUCAUCAGUAAGUGCACUGCUGUAUUCAUUGGUUCAAGGAUGGGACUGGGCCAAGGGGUAUCCAUUCAUAGUUAUCAAUAAUUAUAUACAGUUGAGCAAACCAUGUAACAAAUAUUUUCUCAGAUGCAGGAGGACUAUUUCUAUAGAGACAGGCUGUCAGAACAUCCAGCUGUGUUCCACCAUCUUGAAGGUGGCCUUUCCCCCGGAGGUCAUUGGGCCCCUGUAUCUGUUCCCGCUGAUCUACAUCAUAUUCCAGGGAGGUGAGGCGUUGCUUUUCAUCAUCCUCUUCAGAUGUUACCAAAGGUUCAAGCCACCAGCUGAGGGUAAGUGUCACAGCUGUCUGGGUAACACUAGGGUAGCGUGGCUCAGAGAACGUACUGUCCGCUUACCCCUGUUGUUGUUACAGUGUGCCAGACUGUUCGACAAAGGGAGAAAAUAUAGGCAGUCUUUCCUCUAAAGAAGUCUAUUUUUCUCUCCCAUAGCAAAGCCUUUAUACCUGGCAGUUGCCGGUAAAAUGGAGGAAGUAAAGGUUCUAUAGGUCCCAUAUGGGAGAGGCCCAUAGAGAUGGAGAGGUCACAGGAGGACAGCAGACCAAACUGAACAGGCCCAGGACAGGAGCCAAGACCCCAGCAUUGGAAAGGCAACGGAAGGGAGAGGGACACCUCAGACAAUCUGAGGACAGAAGAUGGUAGUCUAAUAUGGCCAUCGCUCAGUCACUUCAGUGACAUCAAUUGUAUGGCUUUUUAGGGCAACAUAACUGGCUGGGGAUGUGCAGCACAAUUUUACCAAUGCAACUGUAUACUGUAGGUGGAAUGCAGUGUCUAAGCCACUAGAUACUAACUGGAGGGGGGAAAAAUAGUAACUAUUUAUAUAGGCCAGAUUUUAUUUCUAGAGAUGUUAAUAAUGAAUAUGAAUUUAAAUAGUUUAUCUGCUGCCCAUAUUUUGCAUUUUGACACAAUAGGUUAUACCCAGGUAUUUUAUACUUAGUGUGUAAAUAUAAAAAAGUUAUAAUGUAGAUUAAGGUUUUAACCAAAUACAACGACAAUGGAGUGAUUUCUGUAGAGGACAUAAAAGCACCAUAAAGCUGUACACGGUCUCCAGCUUUGUUUUUGUGGCAGUUUUAUGGGAAAAAAUGGUGAUGUUUGUAAUUAAACAAGCCUCUAACUUUUCAGAAAAUAAAUGUUCAAGAAGUGGGUUCUAGAAGUCAAGACUAUGAAUAAAGUGCAUUACAAUGCCACCUAGUGCUGAAAGAAAGUCCACAAAACGUAGAUAUCAAACGGUUCAGUGAAAGAGAGGUUGAACUGUUGAAGAAUGGCAUUGGUUGACAAGGACAAAAACUUGCACAACUAAAAUUAUGUUUAUUCAAAAUUAUCACAGGGUAUAUACAGAGUAAAAUUAACAAACUUUUUUCAAAUAUUAAAAUACUAUCUUUACACCAAUUGCAUUGUUUAGUCCCAAAGCAACUGAACCCAUUUGAAUAGACAUGACACUAAGCUUCUGUACAUAACAAUAACUACCUGUUUUUAAUGAUUUAUGGUUAACCCAAUUAACUUUACAGUCUUACACAUAUGUCCUUAUGAGUCCACCAAGGUGGCAAUGUUAAAAGACCCGUCUUAAUAUCCUUUUCCAAGAAUUGUGGAAGCAUCCAAGCAACCAUGGCUGAUCAACAGCAUUCUGGACAUGAAUAUAUUAAAUACUCAAUUUAGUUUUCCUAGCUUAACUUAAUUAAAGCAUACUUUUAAACAAACCACAAAUAAAUAGAAAGUAAAAGUUGUCAGGUGUCCAAGAAACACCACCAACUAUGCUCCAAUUUGUUACAUCACUGAGCUGUGAAGACCGGAAAUUGACAUUCAUUUUUAAAUCCUUUUUUAGGAAUGAAACUCAAUACGGAUGUGUUUUGUGCAUAGAAGUGGAGCUCUAAGGCCAUCGGAGAAAAGGUGUACUGA
Molecule: messenger RNA, 4833 nt
Organism: Coregonus sp. 'balchen'
Lineage: Eukaryota; Metazoa; Chordata; Actinopteri; Salmoniformes; Salmonidae
Source: the annotation of a GenBank genome assembly